CGGGGACGACUACUGCUUCCGGUCCAGCUCCCGCGCGCUGGGCUCGCGCUCCGGGCUCGCGGGCUUCGGCUUCUUCGGGUUGUGCGGCGCCGCGCUCCCACCCGCCCCGCCAUGAGCUUCCUCAAGAGCUUCCCGCCGCCCGCGUCGGAGGACGGGCUCCGGCUGCAGCAGCCCGACACCGAGGCGGUGAUGAACGGGAAGGGGCUGGGCACCGGCACGCUCUACAUCGCCGAGAGCCGCCUGUCUUGGUUAGAUGGUUCUGGACUAGGAUUCUCACUGGAAUACCCCACCAUUAGUUUACAUGCGGUCUCCAGGGACCCGAAUGCUUACCCUCGAGAACACUUGUAUGUUAUGGUGAAUACAAGAUUUGGAGAAGAAUCAAAAGACUCUCUCUCUGAUGAAGAUGAGGAAGACGGUGAUGAAGAUGUUGAACCCAUUACUGAAUUUAGAUUUGUGCCCAGUGAUAAGUCUGCAUUGGAGGCCAUGUUCACUGCGAUGUGUGAAUGCCAGGCCCUGCAUCCAGACCCGGAGGAUGAAGACUCUGACGACUACGAUGAAGAAGAGUACGACGUGGAAGCCCACGAACAAGGGCAGGGGGACAUCCCUACCUUUUACACCUAUGAAGAAGGACUGUCCCAUUUAACCGCCGAAGGGCAAGCCACACUGGAGCGGUUAGAAGGGAUGCUUUCCCAGUCCGUGAGCAGCCAGUAUAAUAUGGCGGGAGUGCGGACAGACGAUUCCGUAAGAGAUUAUGAAGAUGGCAUGGAGGUGGAUGCCGCCCCCACGGUUGCUGGGCAGUUUGAGGAUGCAGAUGUGGACCACUGAGGAUGCUGCUGCUGCUGCUGCUGCACAAGUCCCUCAUAACAGUAGGCGGGAACUUGGUGCCUCUCCCACUCCAGAGUGGGCCGGUGAAAGGCUUCUUCCUCUCCAAAGCCCACUUUUCAAGACAGACUAUACUGGGACAGCAAAUGUCACCAGCGAAGAGACCUUUGUCAACAAAGGUGAAUUAACUGAGCGGUGUCUGUAGCUCUCAUUCACCCCCAGACCUCCUGUGGCUAGGCGUCUCCUGGGUAGACCUCAGUUCCUGGCUUGCUCAUGUGCACGUCUGUCAGCUGCAAGCCUGCGUAGUGAAUACAGAGCUCACCCUGUGUAGACUGGAUCAGAAAGAUGCUGAAGCUUAGACAUCUCAGACGUCUGGGGCCUAAAAGAACUCCUGUCCCUAAGACAAAAGUACAGGCCUCACGGGGCAGGCUCUAAGCGUUUCCACAGACGCAUUGGUCCUUUACUUUAGGCUACGCCAGGCCACCUCUUGAACCCCCAGCGAUUCCUUGCCAGGAUGCAGUACUGCUGUCCAGCUUCUGUUCCUCUCCUUCCGCUGUCAGCUCUGUCAUGUUCUCCCAGCGAGGUCCUUGACUGUCCGCUCUUAGCUUUCUGUAACAGAACAAGUAGUCUGUAAUGGAGUCCGCAGAGUACUCUUCAUGAGUCUUGUCUUUGUAAUAGGUAACAAAUAAAUCUAGGUUUUCUA
Alexandromys fortis (reed vole) is the source of this 1525-nucleotide messenger RNA. RefSeq names its product chloride nucleotide-sensitive channel 1A (gene Clns1a). The record is from RefSeq and is a predicted model, not a curated record. Gene Ontology annotation, biological process: cell volume homeostasis; mRNA cis splicing, via spliceosome; spliceosomal snRNP assembly. The transcript has 7 exons. Gene Ontology annotation, cellular component: pICln-Sm protein complex; plasma membrane; methylosome. Bases 112 to 825 code for a protein of 237 amino acids. Lineage: Eukaryota; Metazoa; Chordata; Mammalia; Rodentia; Cricetidae.